Tachysurus fulvidraco (yellow catfish) is the source of this 5818-nucleotide messenger RNA. Its product is annotated as adapter molecule crk-like. Bases 328 to 1257 code for a protein of 309 amino acids. Gene Ontology annotation, molecular function: protein binding. The transcript has 3 exons. Lineage: Eukaryota; Metazoa; Chordata; Actinopteri; Siluriformes; Bagridae. The record is from RefSeq and is a predicted model, not a curated record.
GAGGUCAAACACUUUCUCAACGUCCGCCAUUUCAGUUUGAGAGUUGGAUGUACCGAGCGAAACAGGAUAUAUAUAAAAACACACACAUAUAUAUAUUUUAAACAAAGAAGUUUGUAUAUAGAAGUAGAACGACUUUACAAGUUAUUUGCUGCUGCUUUCUGAGUGUAGAAAGUGUUGUAAAGUGUUCGAGUAGAGCGGCUCGAUGCGGGUUUGUGUUUUCCAAGCAGGAGCUUUUCUGUGGGACGCAAAGUUUUUGUAUGAGUUGAGUCCGGAUCACGGACAGGAGUGAGGGCGAAACCAGGCCUGGAAAACACCCUGAAUUCAGACAUGGCUGGUCAUUUUGACGCUGAGGAUCGUGAGAGUUGGUAUUGGGGGCCUAUGGACCGUAAAGAAGCGAUAUCGUUGCUGCAGGGUCAAAGACACGGGACGUUUUUGGUCAGAGACUCGACUACUAGCAAAGGGGACUAUGUGCUGUCUGUGUCGGAAAACUCCAGAGUCUCGCAUUAUAUCAUCAACAGCGCAAGCAACAACAGACAGUCUGGAACAGGUCUGGCUCCAUCUCGAUUUCGGAUCGGUGACCAGGAAUUCGACACUCUCCCAGGCCUGCUGGAGUUCUACAAAAUCCACUACCUGGACACCACAACGCUCAUCGAACCCGUCCCGGCACGUUCCAAGCAUGCCAGCCUGAGCGGACCGGUGUCCACCGGUGUCCCUGCCAGACAAGACGAGUUCGAGUUUGUGCGUGCACUCUUUGACUUCCCAGGCCAUGACGAGGAAGACCUGCCGUUUCGCAAAGGUGACGUGCUGCGUGUGAUCGAGAAGACUGAGGAGCAAUGGUGGAGUGCUCAGAAUGCAGAUGGACGCAAAGGCUUGAUCCCUGUGCCCUAUGUGGAGAAAUACAGACCGGCAUCACCGACCACUGUAGGUGGGGCUCCUGUAGGGCAGGUGGUGUCUGCUGUCGGUUCACUGGAAGACAAUGGAGCUCUGAUUCCUGGGAAGCUGGAUUACGCCCACCCUGUGGUCAACACACCACUGCCCAACCUCCAGAACGGGCCUGUGUUCGCCAGGGUUAUCCAGCGGAGGGUGCCCAAUGCAUAUGACAAGACUGCACUCACACUCGAGGUGGGUGACUUUGUGACGGUAACAAAGAUCAACGUGAACGGCCAGUGGGAAGGAGAGUGCAAGGGAAAGAAAGGCCACUUCCCCUUCACACACGUUCGCCUGCUCGACCAGCAACAAUCUAUGGAUGAGAGCUGAGACACACACACACACUCUCUCUCUCUUUCUCUGCCACAUUGUUUUUUUAACACUUUUUUUUUGGUUGUUGUUGUUAUUUUUAUUUUUGAGUCUGCUCCAAGAUUCAACAUCUAAAAACCAGACCUGGCCACAUCAAUACUGGACGAUCCUCACACUGCAAACACACAUCAUUAUCAAGCUUCACUUAACACACAGUCAUUAAACAAUAGUGUGUAUACACAUCUGCGCUACAGAGCACCAUGCAAUGAAACACACAGGUGGGCACAGAUUAGACAGAACAGUGCCUGGUAAAUGAGUUCAUGUGCUCUAGGAAUGUUUGGAUGAAGAGAUGGACUGCCACAGUGUUUCUCAUCUGAAAUACAAAGGCUAGGUUCGCACAGCUGACGCUUAGAGCGACGUCCAGAUGUGGUGGCAACAUGAUCAUUCACCCCCUGUACUGAUGGGCAGAAACUACCAUGAGUGAAAAAUAUGUACAUGUGCCAUUACAUCAUCAAUGUAUUCCUAUUUUAAUGACUUGCUUUUGAUUUUGUUUGAGAAAUUAUAAUUUUUUUUUUAAACAUUAGUAUUUUACCCAUUUAUUAUUACUGACUCGAUGCAUUUCCAUAGGAUUCUUUCAGGAAUAUUUGCUUGUCUCAAAGAUGACAAAACUGGAAUUCCUCAGGAGAUUUUGGGACUUCACAUUCCAAGUUUUUUGUUUCUUUUGCAGACAAUGUAGAGACAAUGCAACCUUAUUUGCACAAACAUGUUCAUGAAACAACAAGAUGAGCUCUCUACACUCCCAUCCACACCCACACGACCCCUGACCGCACCCAUAUGCUCACACACGACCCCUGACCGCACCCAUACGCUCACGCACGACCCCUGACCGCACCCAUACGCUCACACACGACCCCUGACCGCAUCCAUACACUCACACACGACCCCUGACCGCAUCCAUACGCUCACACACGACCCCUGACCGCACCCAUACGCUCACACACGACCUCUGACUGCACCCAUAUGCUCACACACGACCCCUGACCGCACCCAUACGCUCACACACGACUCCUGACUGCACCCAUACGCUCACACACGACUCCUGACCGCACCCAUACGCUCACACACGACUCCUGACCGCACCCAUACGCUCACACACGACCCCUGACCGCACCCAUACGAUCACACACGACCCCUGACCACACCCAUACCCUCACACACAACCCCUGACCACACACAACCCCUGACCGCACCCAUACCCUCACAUACAACCCCUGACCGCACCCAUACCCUCACACACUACCACUGACCGCACCCAUACCCUCACACACAACCCCUGACCGCACCCAUACCCUCACACACAACCCCUGACCGCACCCAUACCCUCACACACAACCCCUGACCACACCCAUACGAUCACACACAACCCCUGGCCACAGAUACUCUCACCAUGCCUGCCAUUUGCCACAAACAUUGACCACACCCAUAUAUUUCCUAAUGCCUGCUCACUGCCCAGGAUUCGAGGCAUUCACCUACUCAAGACUCAUUUGCUAUUUGCUGACAAAAAAACUGAUAACACUCAACUGCUCCAUUGUAUGGCCACACCACACCCAGCUUCCUCAGAAACUGGCCACAGAAACUGACCGUGCCCCAUAUCUUUAUUGCUUGCUUACUCUCAUGGACACAGACUGCACCCAUAGACACUUUACUGUAUCCACCCAGUUCAGAAACUGACCACACUCAUCUACUUUCAGCAGAAACUGACUUUCUGUCCCUGUGCAUGUCCACAUUUCGUCUUCAUACUAAAUUCCGUAACACCGUAAUUCUUCUAUGCCAUAAGAUCAGAUCCACAGACGAGCUCUACUAAGCUAUAACUUUGAAUCUCAUCUCCCAGAACAAGUGAGAACACUUUUAAUAGCAACUACAUUACAUUUGAGGUUCCCAAAUUCACACCUUUCACUUUAAGUGGGUGUUUGAGUUACCACUGUGAGCAGUAACAUUUAAUCUGCCUCGUUAAGGAACUUUCCGUGACAUACAAAAAGAUCUUUGCGUUUAAAGAGAGGCAGUACAGACAGACACAGACAGGUGGAGCAUGCGGGGGUGUCGUCCCUGUCUUGCUCUUCUCUUUCUGCUGAGUAAGUGACACGAAAAGAGCAGCACACAGUCACAGACGGAUCAGGACGCACACUCGUUUCUUCAGCGUUUACUUAAACAGGUCCUUUAACCAGAUUUGGUUUGGAAGUGCUCAGGAGGAAAACCUGCAGCUACAAGCUAGAAUUAGUAAGCUUUCAUUCGUUUAGGAUGUAUAAAUGUUCCAAUACGAAGUCUUCUGGAGGCUAUUUAUGAAUAAUACCAUUAAUUAUUUUAUAUAAUACAAUCCCUUUCGGAUCUAAUUGUGUUUUGAUCUGAAAUUAAAUUUUGUGGUUUGCAAAAGUGCAAGUUUAAAUCUGAAACUAAAUUUGAAAAGCAUUUCCUCUAACUUGCAUUUCAAUUCAAAUUUCUAAUAGCCUAAUUCUUAUGCCUUAAACUAGUACUUUACUACAUAAAGAUGUAAUCGGAUGCGUUUAUAAACCAUUCCCUUAGAGAAAGAAACUACUCCAAAUCUAGAAGAUUUCCAGGUCCUUCAUUUGUCCUCUAAUCGUAAAAGCAAGGAUGUUUGUAUAGCGGUUCAGGGAGCUGAUGGCUAAUUAUUUUCCUAAAUGAAAUGUCAGUAUUUGCCAGUGCUUCAGCAGUGUAUAUGACCCUAUUACUUCUAUAGCAUGUUAUGUGCCUUUUGUCAUUCAGGACACUACAGAGAUCUAACACCUGCCAGACAGUGCAUCAUGACAGCUUUGCAGCUGCAAGGUUGCGUACAUGAAAUAAACAGGACGUGACUAAUAUCUGUCAAAAUAGACGUCUCCAUACUUCUUUUAAUGCCGACUCACAGACUUUCUCUCCAUAUGUCCUAACGGGUUUGUUCGAAUAAAGCUCCAGCAAGCCCUGAUUAAUUCUGAGAGCUUACCUUAGCAUGGCGGUAGAUGUAGUUUUAGUUUGUUUUGAAUAAAUGAGAUCCCGACAUGCGUGAACAGAUCUUUGCUUGCUGUUGUAACGCAAGUGGCCACUUUAUAUAAUGACGCAGUAACUAUACACUUCUUGGACAAUGGUGAGGAGAAUUCGGUGACGAGGUGUUAAAACACAGUACUGAAACUAAGGUUUGGAUGACUGUAUGAUGUCAGUAUCGCAGCAUAUUGACGUCAUGCUGUACGUCUGGCUCUCACGUGCAUCAUCAGAUAUCCAGAAACUCUAGUUAUUCGCUGUAACAAGGAACCAUACAGACAUUUUUGUUGUCGUUUCAUUUUCCCUGGAUUAGACGCUUCCAAUUUUUGUACAUUUUGUAAUGUUUUCAUUUUUGUAAAUAUUUAAAAAUGUGUGAACUUCGUGUCGAUGCUUUGUUAGACGAACGUCAGCAGAAUUCAGUUACGAUCAUACGGUUAUUUGUGAAAAAGUAUCAUGGUACAUAAUAUUUACACCUGGUCCGCAUAGAUACGCCAAGGUUGUUGGGUCACCUCAGCAAAGACGAUGACCUUGUUUUUCUUUUUUCUUUCUACAUAUUUUGAGGUGAAAAUGUAAUGAAAGUGUUUUCUCCUGAUUGCGAUGAGGCCGGACUCUAUACCACUGUUUCCGUUAUUUUAUUUGUAUUUCCAUGUCCUUUGUCAAAAAAUCACUCCUUGUACCACUUUGUGCUUUUUAUUAGUCCUGAUCAAAAGGGUCGAUACUGUACUGAGAAAAACAAACACUUUAAUCCAGAGAAAAGAGACGAAACCCGUCUUCACUGGCCCGUCUUCACUGACUAGUCCACUCGGUUUUAUGUUUAAAAAAAACUCCCAAGAUGCUUGGCUACACAAAUGUGUAUUUAAAUGUUUUCAUAUGUAGGUAGUAAAGGUUACAAAAUUUCUAGAGAAACAGGAUGUUUAGUAUAAAAGUCCUUUGUCGGACACUAGGAGAGCGAGAUGCUUUUUUGCUUUAGUAGCUGUUAUUGCAUAUAAAUACACUGCAGUAUGUAUGUGUACACACACACUUUUUGAAAAUUUGAAAUAACAUAGGAAAGACGUUCUUUCAGCAAGUCUCAGACUACUUAUAUUGAUUUGGUUAAAGAGGAUGAAAUUAUCUGGGAAAUUCCACCUUCUGUUGGGAUGCAUCAUAUAUAGUUUUAAGUGUGUUUACAGUAAUUAAAACAAGCAAAUAUUUCAUCCUUACAUAUACUUUUCUUCCCAAAGUGGUUGAUCCUUCAGUGCGACCACAAAGCAUCUCAUUCAGGAGGUCUGUUAUUCACAAAAGUUCAAUAUGGAACAUUUUUAUUCACCACAUUGACUUUGUGGUAUUAUGCACCUUACCUCCUUAAUCAACCCCAACUUUUUUUCAACCCUAAUGUUCUAUAGAAAAUGCUUUGCUUCCAUUUCCUUUGCAUGGAAGAGGAGUGGAAGUUGUUUAUAUCGACUUAAAGUGCCACUUGUAUUAAAGUUAGCAUUUAAAGUCUAGAUUUUCAUACUGUAUCAUGGGCCAUGUAAUGUGUUACUGUAUUUAGUAAAUAAAACAUAUCACCAAA